AAGCUGGAUCAGUGUGUAGGGAGGGCAGUCAUCACGCCAUCCUGAGCAGCAAAGCUGACGCUGGACAAAGCUGCCAGGUAGCUGAGAAAAGGCACAGAAAGCAGCUGAUACCCACUUUUCAACGUUGGUGGUUGUUUUUUUGUUUUUUCUUUUUCUGUAGUCUGAAUCUGGACUUCAAGCAACACAGCGCCUGAGACAGCUCAUCUGAACCACACUGUAUUGCAAUACUCGCUCUUCCCAAAGAAAAAGAUUACACUGAGUAGCAGAAUGCUGCCGGUGUCGCAGCUAGGGCUACAAUACAGAGCCUUUUUGUAACAUUUUAAAAUCUCUUUCUGUUCAUAUAUUUACACAAGCGUACAUACACUCAUAUAGAAAUUCUUCCUUUUUUGAGAUCACCUUUGGCUUUUCUUACCCUGAUGUGACUUCUUCUUCAUCUUGGAAUGAUGGGGAUCUUUCUAGCUUAUGUUGGAUUCAUUUUCUUUUCAGUUAUGUAUAUUCAACAAGGACUUUCUACCCAAGCAAAAUUCACUGAGUUUCCCCGAAAUGUCACUGCCACUGAAGGGCAGAACGUGGAGAUGUCUUGUGCUUUCCAAAGUGGUUCCUCUUCGGUGUACCUUGAAAUCCAAUGGUGGUUUCUGCGGGCGGCUGAGGACCAAGAGGCUGGAGCUGAGGUGACAGGCACUCAGGUGGAGCUCUUGCCCGAGCGGGACCUGGACAGCGACGGCACGAAGAUCAGCACAGUGAAAGUACAAGGGAAUGACAUCUCCCACAAGCUGCAGAUUUCAAAAGUGAGGAAAAAGGAUGAAGGCUUGUAUGAGUGCAGGGUGACCGAUGCCAACUAUGGAGACCUUCAGGAAUACAAGGCCCAGGCAUUUCUCAAAGUCAACGCUAACAGCCACUCUCGGCGAAUGCAAGCCUUUGAGGCAUCUCCAAUGUGGUUGCAAGACAUGAAACCUCGCAAAAAUGUCUCAGCAGCUGUUCCAAGUAGCAUCCAUAACUCUGCCAAUCAGCGUGUGCGUGCCACCUCCAGCCCUGAAGCAGCAGCCAAAAUCCCCAAACAAAGUCCACAAUCAGGGGCAGGAAACAAAGGACAACAUAUGAACAUUUACAUCUGUCGGGAAGAAUUUAACUGGAUCCCUGUGGCCGAUAGGUCAAAAUGUGAGAAUCUCUGAUCCACACAUCAAGUAGAGUUUCACUAAUAACAUAGAAAGAAUAUAAGCAUACAUACUGCUGUUCUUCUUCCAGGUCGCAGUCUUUGAGGGUAACAAAAUUGUAGUCCAGUUUUUCCCAGUGUUCUUGAUCUGAAAUAAAAUUUAUUUUACCUUUCAUUAUGCUAAUUAUAAAAUAAUGUUAGAAACUACAGGGAAAUGAGUAAUUGAUUUAGCAAAUUCACAGCCAGAUUGACCAUUUCUUACUUAUAUUACCAUGCUCACAGUUCCAGUAAUACUACUUAUGUACUGAUCAGAAUUGUACACGAAAAAAUAAGCUGCAUGAAAACUCUGAAUUUGGAUACUCUGUAUUUUUGAGACCUUUGUAUUUGGAUCUUGAUCUGUACUUUGCCUCUGACUUAAGUCUAGAAAUAAUGAAAGUAAAUCUCUGAUUUAAACACCCUAUAACUUUUAGAUUUGCAGUCAAAAUGGAAAUUUCUGACUAUUUAUGCUUGCUUAUCCUUUAUUGAGAUGGAAAGCAAAAUAAUAGAGUAUGAGUAAAUGUGUCAGAAUAGAAAAAGGAAAAAAAUCUAAAAAGGCUGUUUUCAGUUUUGCUAUGUCAUUAUUCUAUAUUUGCAGCUUUCACCCUCCCAAAAUCUAAAUAAAUACUUGGGUUCAUGAGAGAAAAAAAUACAGCUCUUUUACACAUCUCCAGAAAACAAACAAACAAACAAACAAAAUGCUUUAGCACUUUAGCAUGCAUACUAAGCUAAAUCUUUUGCAAGAUAAAGAAAAACCAACUUGCUGUUUACAGAAAAAUAUUGAUGUAAAACAUGUGAUAUGAAUUGGAGGGAGGUUGUGAUUUAUACAGAGACUGAACAUUAGAAAUAAAAAUUUUGUCAUUUGUUUGCAA
Columba livia (rock pigeon) is the source of this 2061-nucleotide messenger RNA. It is a transcript of the gene VSTM2A, whose product is annotated as V-set and transmembrane domain containing 2A. Lineage: Eukaryota; Metazoa; Chordata; Aves; Columbiformes; Columbidae. The record is from RefSeq and is a predicted model, not a curated record. Bases 441 to 1172 code for a protein of 243 amino acids. Gene Ontology annotation, cellular component: membrane. The transcript is spliced from 5 exons.